Molecule: messenger RNA, 477 nt
Organism: Epithele typhae
Lineage: Eukaryota; Fungi; Basidiomycota; Agaricomycetes; Polyporales; Epitheliaceae
Exons: 3
Coding region: 1-477 (158 amino acids)
Biological process (GO): regulation of transcription by RNA polymerase II
Cellular component (GO): mediator complex
Molecular function (GO): transcription coregulator activity
Source: RefSeq, a predicted model, not a curated record
AUGGCGGACCUCACCAAGAGCGAUGUUUCGCGUCCAUCCGCACUCCCCACCGCACGGCUUCUCCAACGGCCCACACAGCCCCUCAUCGACCAAGACUCGAAUGAGUAUCUUGACAAUGUAGAAGAGGAGUGGAACAAGCGCGUCGACGUCGAGAUCGAGACUCUCGUCGACAGCAUGGUCGACAUCGUCUCCCUGGCCGCGAUGGGCGACAAGGACAAGUUCCGCAUCGCCGAGGAAGCUUUCCAGGCGCAAUGUCGCGCUGAGUCCAUGAUUCGCGCCGCGAACUCGCUCAUGUCGACCACCCACUCCAUGAAGCUCCUCCUCCUCCUUUCCGAUGAGGCCCAGAUCGCCAAGCGGCGCGACGCUGAGCUGCGGAGCGUGCAGGCAGAGAAGACGGAUGCGCAGAAGAAGGUCGCCGCGUUGCUCGACGAGCUGCUCCUCGCGAGCAAGAGCUCGGGGUCGGGGUCGACGCUGUAG